Molecule: messenger RNA, 822 nt
Organism: Miscanthus lutarioriparius
Lineage: Eukaryota; Viridiplantae; Streptophyta; Magnoliopsida; Poales; Poaceae
Source: the annotation of a GenBank genome assembly
AUGGCGAUGCGAGCAGCUACGGCGGCGGCGACAGGCUUCUUCUCUCCGUCCUCCGUCUCUCCGAGGCGCUUCUCGUCCGCCACACCGCCGGCGUCACUCUCCACCGGGCGCUGCAUCCAGCGCCAUCGUCUCCGCGCCUUCCCAAGUUCGGAAAUACCUCUGGAGGAACUCAACCCAUCCGUCGAUCUACUUAGGAAAACUGGGGAGGCCGUCGGCGAUUUCAGGAAAACGCCAAUCUAUAUUGUUGGCACGGAUUGUACAGCCAAGCGCAACAUCGCCAAGCUGCUCGCGAAUUCCAUAAUAUACCGCUACCUCUGCAGUGAGGAACUGCUUGAGGAUGUUCUUGGUGGCAAGGACGCCCUCAGAGCCUUCAAAGAAUCUGAUGAGAAGGGCUAUCUUGAAGUCGAGACCGAAGGGUUAAAGCAGCUCACGUCCAUGGGUAGCCUUGUGUUGUGCUGUGGGGAUGGCGUUGUCAUGAACUCAACCAAUCUAGGGCUGCUGAGGCAUGGUGUCUCCAUUUGGAUUGAUGUUCCUCUUGAAAUGGCAGCAAAUGAUAUGCUGAAGAGUACGGGAACACAAGCUACUACGGAUCCAGACUCUUUUUCUCAGGCGAUGAGCAAGCUCCGUCAGCGGUACGAUGAACUGAAAGAGCGCUAUGGAGUUUCUGAUAUUACUGUUUCAGUACAAAGCGUCGCUUCUCAGCGGGGGUACAGCAGCGUUGACUCGGUCACACUUGAGGACAUGGUCCUUGAAAUCGUGAGGCAAAUCGAGAAGCUGAUCCGAGCAAAGGAGAUGAUGGAAGCUGCAGGGAGGCCCUUCUAA